Messenger RNA from Tripterygium wilfordii, 5159 nucleotides. RefSeq names its product transcriptional activator DEMETER-like. Lineage: Eukaryota; Viridiplantae; Streptophyta; Magnoliopsida; Celastrales; Celastraceae. Gene Ontology annotation, molecular function: DNA demethylase activity; DNA N-glycosylase activity; 4 iron, 4 sulfur cluster binding. Bases 566 to 5035 code for a protein of 1489 amino acids. Gene Ontology annotation, biological process: DNA repair. The transcript is spliced from 23 exons. The record is from RefSeq and is a predicted model, not a curated record.
GUCACUAUUCUCAAACCCAGUUCCUUGGGCGUGGAUCUUAGACUCGGUUCCUCUUCUGGUAAUACAUGAUCCAUGAGUCCCAAAACCCAACCGAUCCCACCCAGUGUGUCCCACUCUUCCAAAACCUUGAUUAUCAAGAAUCCCACGAUCAAUUGGAAUUGGUGGAGAGAGAGAGCAGCAGCAGCAGCAGUAGCAGUAGAGCCGAUCAGUGGUGGCUCAAUCUUUCUUUUGCUGCUUUGAUUUUCUGUGCAGUAGUAAACUACAGCUAGCAAAACCAGAAAAAAGAGUAUUUAUCGUUGCCGUGCUUGUUGAUUAUUCUCUCAGGAGGCGGCAGACGAUACUCUUUGGAGCUUUGUGAUUGCUGGUUUUCAGAAUUCCUGGUACCAGUAGUUAGCGUUUAGACUUUGCAAUUGGUCUGAAGUUGCUGCUCAAUUAAUUGGGGGAGAAGCAUUCCCGUUAUUUCAUUCUUUCUGGGGGAACUGCAGACGAGAUCAUGCAUUCACUGGUGACAACAGAUACCCAUGAUCACAGCAAAUGAGGAUUUAGUUAGAGGAGAGUGGAUGCAAUGGAGGACUCAGCAAAGCAGGAUUCAUGGGUUCCAGUGACCCCUGGAAAAACUUCUCUUGCUCCAUUAGAACACGUCUAUACUAAAAGGAAGAUUAAAAGAAAUACUAGUGAGAGUUUUCUUGCGAGGAUUCUGCAAAAAGAAAUCUGUAGCAAGACAUCCACAUCUUCCUUGGAUGAAAAAGAAGGCUUGAAUGGAAACAGAGAUGAACAACCACAGCAUGUAGAAAUCCCAUCUUGGGUUCCAGAGACCCCUGGAAAAACUUCUCCUGCUCCAGUAGAACACGUCUAUAUUAAAAGGCAGAUUAAAAAAAGUAGUGGGAGUUUUCUUGCGAGGAUUCUGACAAAAGAAAUCUAUAGCAAGACAUCCACAUCUUCCUUGGAUGAAAAAGAAGGCUUGAAUAGAAACAAAGAUGAUCAACCACAGCAUGUCGAAAUACCAAUUGGUGGGCCCGCUUCGUCUUCACUGGAUCGGGGUGUCAAUAAACGUAAAAAUGAUGAGAUAAAUGUGUUUAAAAAGAAGAAGCGAAGGAAGGCACAUAGGCCCAAAGUGGUUGUUGACAGACCCAUAGUGGGUGCUAAUGGCAAAGUUGUACGAAUUCUACAACCUAAGACACCAAAACUUGCAACUCCCAAACGAGUUGGGAAGCGUUUUGGGAAGAAAGGGUCUGACAUGACAGUAGACGCUAAUUCCGCUGCAAAAUCUGCAAAAGCCAGGCGGGUUUUGAAGUUUGAUUUUGAAGAUUGUCCAGCUGAGGUACAAUUUAUUGCAGUGGAAGCGGAUACUCAACCAGUUCAGAACAAUCUGUGGAAAAAAUCCACUUUGGUACCAAUGGACUGGAGAUGUCAUGGGCUCAGAUCAUCUAGGAAUUAUAACAGACAUGCUUAUAAGAGUAUAUUUGGAGCAUAUUCUAGCCUUAGUAUUAUCAGAAGACUUGGACUGAAUUUUCCAAAAACAUGCAAGAGACCAAGGAUUCAGAGAAAGCAAAAAGUUUACAGCUCCGUGAACAAUAAAAUAAAUAGUAUCGAAAUGAUGCUAUCUGGAAACACAUCUAUUGUUCAGAUGGAAAGGCAGAGAUCCAAAAACUUGGUAAGCCUUAUUACAACUGCAGAAUACAAUCGAUUGCCAUCGGAUUGCUUCAGUCUACCUACAAGCCGGAAAUUGGCAGUAGUUUUGCCAGAAGUAGAAGCUGAUGAGAUAAAGAGAAUUGAUGAUCUUGAAAGAAUGAUUGACAGAAUGAUGGAAGAACGUAGCCAGAAUUUGCUUCAGUCUACUUACAAGGAUGCAAUGCAUGAUAGGAUUAUUUUGGAGAAAUUCACUGGACUGCAUGCCUCGUCUGUCAAUUCAGAAGAUACCUAUCUUCGACAUGAAAGAAGCCCAUCCACACUGGAUGUGACUGGGAGUACUUUCAUUUGUCCUGGUCCCAAGGAUGUCUUGCAUAAGGAGGAAUUUGAUUCUUUCAUGACGGAGAACCUCCAUUAUAUUGUCCAGCAACUUGAGCGCUUGAAUAUUAAUGAUGGAGGCAACCAGCUUAUGGUGCAAGAGAAAGAUGUACAUGGCCUUCAGAGUAAGCCUGGAACAGUCAUUCCCUAUAAGGAGCCUAAGAAACGAGAAAAGGUAAAAAUAUAUCUUGAUCUUAGUGAGAUUGAGGAAAGCUGGAAUCAGAUCAUGAAAAUGGGGGACUGCAAUAGUCAAGAUAAAGCAAACGAGCAAACGGCAGAAUGGUGGGAACAAGAAAGGAAGGUUUUUCAUGGACGUAUAUUUGCAUUUAGUAGCCGAAUGCACAAAAUCCUAGGAGAUAGACGUUUCAAACAAUGGAAAGGUUCGGUUGUGGACUCAGUUAUUGGAGUUUUUCUUACACAGAAUGUAUUUGAUCAUCUUUCAAGCUCUGCCUACAUGUCACUUGCUUCAAAAUUUCCUGCUCAGACAAGGAGUAAUCACGAAACAUCUUACAAAGAUUUGGAGAUCAAUGAGAGCCAAAAGUUGACACUUGGCGAGCUAGUAUGUGAUUCACAAGGCAACCGUUAUUUUGUCAGUCAACCAGAUGAGGAUGAAGUAGGUACAAGUCAAGAACCAGAGACUGACACCGUGAUACCUCUUAUUGAGGAAGAAGGGGCAACUAAUGAGAGGAAAGAAAAUUGUCAUGAACUACAGACUGAAACAGUGAUCCCACUUGUUGAGGAAGAAGGGGCUACUGAUGAGAGCAUAAAGAAUAUUCAGUUAUGGACAGAAGGUGAAAAUCAAAUGCCAAACUUGAAGAUGAUGAAUGUCUUGCCAGGUACCCAUGAAUUUCUCUCUUCACAUGAUUGCAGUGACUCUUCUGAAAAUAUCCAUUAUCAUUCUGAUGUGGGCUUUACUGAGGACAUGGAGAGGUCGCAAGCAAAGCAUCUAGACUUUGAAAACAAUGCAGGCGCAAUGGAAAGUACCAUCACAAAUAUGAAAAAACAGCCACCAAAUGCUCAAGAUGAAGAGAUGGUUUUGUGCAACUCUUUAGUGACUCCUGAGAGCAGCUCACUAGAAGAAGUCGCAAUUGGAAAGAAUUUGCAGAUAUCUAGCUGUCCACAAGGAGGACCAAUAAACUCCCCGUCCGAGAAUAUGCCAGCAUAUUCCAUCACCAACCCAAAGAAGCCAAGACGCAGAGGAAGAAAGGUGAACUCCAACAAAGAGGGAAUUUCUUCUGACUCAAAAGAUGUUAAGACAAAAAAGGGUCCUUCAGGAAGGAGAAAAAAGCCGGGUAAAAAAAAACAAGCAGAACCUUUUGACUGGAAUAGUUUGAGGACAACAUAUUCGACUGGCAGACAAAGAGGUAGAGAUCAAAUGGAUUUUGUGGACUGGGAGGCAGUUAGGAGAGCAAAACACAGUGAGGUUGUAGAAGCUAUCAAAGAACGCGGCCAACAGAGUAUUAUCGCUGGACGAAUCCAGGACUUCUUGAAUCGAGUUGCUGAACUACACGGAAGUAUUGACCUUGAAUGGUUGCGGGAUGUUCCACCUGAUGAGUCAAAGAGAUACCUGUUGGAAGUACAAGGAUUGGGGUUGAAAAGUGUAGAAUGUGUACGACUUUUGACGCUUCAACAUGUUGCAUUUCCUGUUGACACAAAUGUUGCUAGGAUCACUGUGCGUUUAGGAUGGGUCCCUCUAAAACCACUGCCAGAUGGAGUUCGUUUACAUGAGCUGGAGGAUUACCCGAAUCCGGACACUAUUCAAAAGUACCUGUGGCCUCGACUGAGCACCCUUGAUCAUAAAACAUUGUAUGAACUACACUACCAGAUGAUCACCUUUGGCAAGGUCUUCUGCACAAAGAAAAAUCCAAACUGCAAUGCUUGUCCACUGAGGGGGGAGUGCAAACACUUUGCCAGUGCAUUUGCAAGCUCUAGGCUUACCCUACCAGGGUCAUCAGACAACAGGGUAGCAGCUGCAACAAUGCCUGUAACAGUUGAAAACCCUUAUAUGGUUUUCAAGCCAGUGUCAGUGUCCCUUAUAGAAGCUAAUAUAUUAUCAGGAUCAGAACACCAACCCAAUCUCUGUAUACCAAUUAUUGAAGAGCCAUUAGAUUCAGAUUCAGAACUUGGUGAAUCAUCUGAACCAGCAGAGCCAUUAGAUUUAGUAUGUGAUAAGUCACCUCGGCUGGCAGAAGUUUGUGCAAAAUCAUUAGAAUCUGACAUCGAAGAUUUAUUAAAGGACGAUCAGAAUGAAAUGCCUCCCAUCGAAAUGGAUAUGGCAGUGUUCAAGAUAAAUGUACGAAAUGUCGUGCUGCAGGAUUGCAACAUGAUUCUUGAAGAUGAUGAUGUGUCAAAAGCUUUAGUUGCUUUAACUCCAGAAGCAGCUUCUAUUCCCACAAGCAAACUAAGGAAUGCCAGUCGCUUAAGAACAGAGCAUCGAGUCUAUGAACUUCCAGAUUCGCAUCCUCUUCUAGAAGGACUAGCGAGACGCGUGCAUGAUGAUCCAACUCACUAUCUACUUGCUAUCUGGACACCAGGUGAAACAGCAAAUUCAUUUGAACAACCGAAGAAAAGAUGCACCCAAGAGUCAGGACUUUGCAAUGACCAGACAUGUUUUUCUUGUAACUGUAUCCGGGAACAAAACUCCGAUACCAUCCGUGGAACAAUUUUGAUACCUUGUCGUACGGCUAUGCGAGCUAGCUUUCCACUCAAUGGAACAUACUUUCAAGUUAAUGAGGUCUUUGCUGAUCAUGAAACUAGUAAUAACCCGUUAACUGUUCCCCGGAGAUUGAUUUGGAAUUUACCAAUGCGGACAGUGUUCUUUGGAACCUCAACUUCAUCAGUGACAAGAGGUUUAUCGACACCGGAAAUUCAGUUAAGCUUUUGGAGAGGGUUUAUCUGUGUAAGAGGAUUUGAACGAGAAACCAUGACGCCUAGACCUCUCUCAGUUAGAUUUCAUGUCUCAACUUCUGCAUCUAUGUCGUCAAAGGCGAAAAGAAAUAGAAAGGAAAAGAAAAUAGAUGAGACAUGAUAAGCUUGCUCUCCGUUGGUUUUUGCUUCAUUGUAUCAACGACAAAUAUUUCGUUUAUGCUCCGUAAAUCAAGCUUUAGGAAUUAGGAAUCCGAUUUUAGUUUUAAGAAGUUUUGUUUAUCAAA